This is a messenger RNA of Benincasa hispida (wax gourd), 2330 nucleotides long. The record is from RefSeq and is a predicted model, not a curated record. Lineage: Eukaryota; Viridiplantae; Streptophyta; Magnoliopsida; Cucurbitales; Cucurbitaceae.
AAAACAUGAUUAUUAUUUUUUAGCUACAAAUUUAAAUUAACAUCAACUUUUUUAAUAAUAAUAUCCCUAUUACUCGGUUUCUCUCUCUUCCCUAUUUGCUUUGGGAUCAAGCUAAUUAGUAAUUCCCUUUCUUCCCCUUUUGUCUAUAAAUACCCCCCUCCAAUUCUCCAUUUCCCCCAUCAAAUUUCCUCUAUCAAAUUCUCUCAAAUCACCCAAUUCCAAAAAUCUAUACAAUUUCAUUUCAUUUCAUUUCUGAGUUAAUUAGGUCAUUUUGUAUUGUUUGAAUUCCUACUUAUCGAUGCCGCCAAAGGGAAUGAGGAGUGUGUUCUUUAAAUCUCCAACUUCUUCUUCAAUACCGAGCACGCCGUCGCCGUCGUCGUCGUCUCACUCGUCUCGCCCCACUUUAUCGGAUUCAAUGGUGGAAGAGAAUCUUGAAGUUGCAGAAUCGUUUGUGACAAAAUGGAGACCUGAUUCCACCAUUGUUGGUUCUUUGUUUCAAGGGGAUGGUCGUGAUGAAGCUCGGCAAUAUAUCAAAGCGGUGAAGGGUUUGUAUGCUUCCAUGCACUGUCUUGCUUCUCGGGAUUCAUCUUCCAAGAAGCUUAUGCGUGCUCAUGAUUUGAUGAAGAUUGCCAUGGAGAGGCUUCAGAAAGAGUUUUACCAGAUUUUGUCUGUUAAUCGAGAGUAUUUGUAUCCAGAACCGGUUUCUAGCGUCCAAUCGCCGAUGACGUUAUCCGCCAGAUCGAGUGUUUCUGAUUUUGAACUGGAAUCGGAAGAUGAAUUCCGAUUUGCUAAUGAAUCUAUUGCGGAGGUUGAGCGAGUUUCUAUCUCGGCUAUGGCGGAUUUGAAAGCAAUUGCGGAUUGUAUGAUAUCGACUGGCUAUGGUAAAGAAUGUGUGAAGGUUUAUAAAACUGUGAGGAAAUCGAUUAUUGAUGAGAGUCUCUAUAAUCUAGGGAUUGAGAAAUUGAGUUUUGCGAAAGUUCAGAAGAUGGAUUGGGAGGUUCUGGAGAUCAAAAUCAAAAUCUGGUUGAAAGGUGUGAAAACGGCAGUGAAGUCUUUGUUUGAAGGAGAAAGAGUCCUUUGCGAUCACGUUUUCUCAGCUUCUGUUCCGAUCAGAGAAUCGUGCUUCGCUCAAAUUUCUAAAGAUGGAGCAACGAUUCUGUUUGAAUUUCCAGAAUUAGUUGCGAAAUACAAAAAAACUCCAGAGAAAAUUUUCAUUACACUAGAUCUAUACGAAGCCAUAGCCGAUCUCUGGCCGGAGAUCGAUUACAUUUUCUCAUCCACGGCAACAUCAAUGGUACAAUCUCAAGCCGUCAGUUCACUAAUCAAACUCGGAGAGAACAUUCGCACAUUAAUCAACGACUUCGAAAUGGCUAUUCAGAAAGAAUCAUCGAAAACGCCUGUUCCUAAAGGCGGAGUUCAUCCACUAACUCGCUACGUGAUGAACUACAUAUCUUUCCUCUCAGAUUACAGUGGAAUACUGAACGACAUUGUAGCCGAUUGGCCUUUAGCAACGAAAUUAUCAAUGCCAGAAUCAUACUACGGAACACCUAAAGAAGAAGAUAGUCCGAUUACCUUACGUUUCGCUUGGUUGAUUCUCGUCCUCCUCUGCAAACUCGAUGGCAAAGCAGAGUAUUACAACGACGUCGCUCUCUCCUACUUGUUCUUAGCGAAUAAUCUCCAUUACGUCGUUGAAAAAGUUCGUACCUCGAAUCUGAGAUUCAUCCUUGGCAACGACUGGAUUGAGAGGCACGAAUCGAAGAUCAAACUGUACUCCUCCAAGUACAGACGCAUUGGAUGGAAUGGAGUGUUCUCGUCGCUUCCGGCGGAUGUCACAGCGGGAAUAUCGCCGGAGGAAGCAAGAGAAUCGUUCAGAAAUUUCAACAGAGCUUUCGAAGAAACUUACAGAAAACAAGCCUCCUGGAUCGUGCCCGAUCAGAAGCUUCGCGAUGAAAUGAAGAUUUCACUGGCGAGGGAACUUGGAGCUUUAUACGGCGAGUUUUACGCGAGGAAUCGGGUUCGGGUGAGGCGGAUUUCUGGGUCGGAUAAUGUGAUCCGAUUAUCCCCUGAUGAUUUGGGUAAUUAUUUAUCGGAUCUGUUCUACGGGUCUGGAUCCGAAAGUGUAGGGAGCGGGUCCUCGUCUACUUCAUCGUCUCAUUCCUCGCCGUCUUCUCGAGGGAGAUUCGCCCGUUGACACGUGGCCGCUACCGGCUGUUUUAGAUUUUUCUGUGAAAAUAAUACAUUAUUUAUGUACAUAAAAUUCUUUCCAUUUUUUUAUAUAAUAAAUGAAUUUAAGUUGGUGAGACACGCUUUCUUCUCAUUUAUUCCUCAAA